Molecule: messenger RNA, 762 nt
Organism: Cooperia oncophora
Lineage: Eukaryota; Metazoa; Nematoda; Chromadorea; Rhabditida; Trichostrongylidae
Source: the annotation of a GenBank genome assembly
AUGAAUCUAUUCUACCUGGAAUCCAUGCGCCAAAUGGACGAGUUCAAAGUGUACGCAGACGACGCUUGGACGGAAAUGAUCAGCGCCAAAAGUGCGAUCACCAAUAUCACGGCGCUGGAUAAUCAGGGCAAAAGUAAACGAUCAAGCGAUUGUGACUGCAAAUCGAAGGAUUGCGCUUGCUCAACGACGAAAAGCGAAGACUGCCCUGUGGGACCACCUGGGCCCCCUGGAGAAGCGGGAAUCCCUGGUUUGGAUGGAGUGCCCGGCAACGACGGAUCUGCAGUGCUGGUCCACCUGGACCACCUGGUCCCGAUGGAGAUCCCGGUGAACCAGGAAAAGACGGUGUACCAGGAAUUCCCGGGUCCAAAUGGGCGUGAUGGCAGUCAUGGAGCACCUGGGGAUCCCGGAGAACCUGGAGCACCAGGUGAACCGGGUGCACCUGGUGCACCGGGAAAACCCGGACACAGUAGCAAACGUGGGAAGGGCGCACCAGGGCCACCUGGUCCACCCGGUCCACCGGGACCAAUCGGCAAUCCGGGACCUGAUGGGGAGAACGGUAAGGACGGACGGCAGGGACCCGAGGGCCCGCCCGGUGAACCGGGUCUGGCGGGGAAGCCUGGAGACGAUGGACAAAUGGGGAUACACGGAGAAGAGGGCCUGCCAGGAAUGGAUGCUGCCUAUUGUCGAUGUCCACCACGCAGUUCACAGUUCUCUGAAGAUCAUCAGGAUCCACAUGUUAAUCUGGCUAGCAUUCUUAUUUGA